Molecule: messenger RNA, 1367 nt
Organism: Gekko japonicus
Lineage: Eukaryota; Metazoa; Chordata; Lepidosauria; Squamata; Gekkonidae
Gene: SRGN
Product: serglycin
Exons: 3
Coding region: 49-498 (149 amino acids)
Source: RefSeq, a predicted model, not a curated record
CUGUGGUAGUGCUUGGAGUGGCAGCGACAGUUGGCAAAGCGGGGAGUGAUGCAGCCUGAAGAGAAGAUGCCUGUCCGAUGUAUGGGGAGGAUUUUCCUGGCUCUGUGCAUAAUCCUUUUUAUGGGAUGCACAACACAAGGGGUCCCUGUUGAGACGGGCAGGCACACGAGGGUCAGAUGCAGACCUGAUGCCCUUUCCUCAAAUUGUCUUGAAGAACAAGGGGAACGGAUUGUAAUUCCUGAUGGAGCUGCUAAUAUGCCCCUCCCUCCCCACGCUGAUCCAAUGGUGAUGAAGAAAUCUCAAGAGCACCCUGAUUCCUCUGGGCUUUCUGAAGACGAAUAUGGAUCAGGAAGCGAAAUGGAACUGGAGCCUGGGUCAGGCAUGGAUGACAGUGCGGAGGGCUUCGCCAUUCCUGAUUCUGUUCUGCACCAAUCAGACCAGGAUCUGAGCCUCAGAUUAACAGACGAAGGCUUAUUCCUGCAAAACGAGCGGCUGUGAUCUCAGCCAUAGCCAGUUGCUGCCACUUUCUUUCCCCUGCGCCUUUUGUGUUUGAUGACUAAAACAUUACACUCAGAAGAAAGAUUUGUGCUUGUGUGUAAAUGCCUCAAACCCUUUGUGUGCCUUGAAAUAUUUACUGCUUUUCUUUUAUCUAAAUCUACUGAAUGCAAGCUCUUCCUUUUAAAAGGUGUAGACAGGUUUAAUUGGUUAUGGGAUCAUAAAACUGUUUAUGAAAGUCAGACAUUUGCUUGCUAAGUGAGGAAAGAAUUAAGUACCACAAAUUUUAAAAAGUUAAACAACAACAGUGGAGUAUCAAUAAUGAAACGCUGGGCAAAUGCCCUUUAAAUCGUUCCUUUCACUUGGGUCCAUUCCUCUCUACUCCCGAGCAGCUCCCCUUUCCCCACAACCCUAUAGGCAAAUCAGGGAGAGCACAUUCCACAUCCCUGUGUUCUUGUGGAGUCUUCUGAGAUGCACUUCAAGUGAACACUGCGAGCAGCUAGAUCUGUGUAUUCCCUCCAGUUCAUCAGACUCUCCUUUAAUGAUGCCACCUCGAGGAUGUAAUCCCCUACAAUGAAAGGAGCAAAUGAACAUAUUUGAAUGUUUGCGCUAGUAAAAAAAAUAAAAAUAAAAAAGUGGUAUUCCAGGUCACAAAAAACCUGUUACUUUGUUCCCAUCUGAAACUUACUUUGAACUUGAGGAGCUACACAUUUUACAUAUCCAAAUCUUUUGUUCGAUUUUAGCCGUUUCCGCAUGUAAGCUUGUGUUUGCAGAGACACACUUCUCAAAUCUUUUGUCUUAAGACAAGAUACUUGUUGGGCUGCCCCCUGGUGAUGCGCAUUUUUAAAACCUAUAAUUCUAAUAAAUCUAGC